Acaulospora colombiana is the source of this 632-nucleotide messenger RNA. The record is from the annotation of a GenBank genome assembly. Lineage: Eukaryota; Fungi; Glomeromycota; Glomeromycetes; Diversisporales; Acaulosporaceae.
CCGUGACUUCUUUCUUCUACGCCAUCGACUCGCCGUUCAAGUUACUAUCCGUUAUUCAACCAUCGGUACCUGGAGCAACCUCUAUCCCAGAAACAAAGGAGGAGCUCGAAUGCAUCAAAGUCCAGAUUGGCGGCCGAGAUCAUAUCAUUCUCGAAGGUCAACAAGGAACGAAGGCACAGGUGAUGAAAGCAAUGAAGGACAGCAAUUGGGUUCAUCUGGCUUGCCAUGGCUCUCAGAGACAGGACGAGCCGACCAAAAGCGGUCUAAUUCUCGAAGAUGGUCACCUGACUCUGGAAGAGAUCAUCAAACUCGAUCUUCCGAACGCCGAGUUCGCAUUCUUGUCGGCAUGUCAGACGAUGACUGGAGAAGAGACACUUUCGGAUGAAGCGGUACAUAUCGCAGGAGGAAUGUUACUGGCCGGGUAUCGAGGGGUGGUAGCAACGAUGUGGUCUAUACAAGAUGAUGUAGCUCCAGAGGUAGCGAACGAGUUCUAUCGACGUAUCAUGGCAGAUGGAGGUAGACCCGACAGUAGGAAAGCGGCAGAGGCACUACACUAUUCGAUACAACAGCUUCGGAAGAAGGGAGGAAUUUCACCUACGACAUGGAUUCCAUUCGUGCACCUUGGAGCAUAG